This is a messenger RNA of Quercus lobata, 1220 nucleotides long. RefSeq names its product TMV resistance protein N-like. The record is from RefSeq and is a predicted model, not a curated record. Gene Ontology annotation, biological process: signal transduction. The transcript has 4 exons. Lineage: Eukaryota; Viridiplantae; Streptophyta; Magnoliopsida; Fagales; Fagaceae. The coding region runs from base 52 to 1173 and encodes 373 amino acids.
UGCAAUAGACUCACUCCUCGAAUCCGUGAAGCUACUGUCAAAAAGAUCUUAAUGGCUGACCUGACUGAUGGAGGUGGCUCCUCUUCUUCUUCCACUAACCGAUGGAGCUAUGACGUCUUUUUGAGCUUUAGAGGUGAAGAUACCCGCAACGGUUUUACAGGCCAUUUAUAUAAGGCUUUGUGUGAUAAUGAUAUAUACACCUUCAUCGACAAUGAUCUUUGGAAGGGAGAAGAAAUUUCAGAGGAACUUCACAAAACCAUUGAAAGGUCAAUGAUUUCGGUCGUUGUGUUCUCUGAAAACUAUGCGAAGUCCCGCUGGUGCUUGGAUGAACUUGUCAAGAUUAUGCAGUGUAAGACAAAUGGCCAAUUGGUUCUACUGCUUUUUUAUAAAGUUUAUCCAUCAGAAGUACGUAAUCAAAGGGAAAAUUUUGGGGCGGCGUUGACUAAAUUUGAAGAAAAAUUCAAGAAUAAGGUGCAAAGUUGGAGGACAGCUCUAAGAGAAGUUGCGAGUUUAAGUGGAUGGCACUACGACAAUCGUAUUCCUGAAUUUAAAUUCAUCCAACAACUUAUUGAAACGAUAUCAGAUAUCAAAUUAAAUGGCACACGGUCAUAUGUUGCUAGAUGCCCUGUUGGAGUAAAUUCUGAGCUCUCACCAAACCAAGGCUUCUACUGCGAUAGACUCACUCCUCGAAUCCAUGAAGCUACUGUCAAAAAGAUCUUAAUGGCUGACCUGACCGAUGGAGGAGGCUCCUCUUCUUCUUCCACUCACCGAAGGAGCUAUGACGUUUUUUUGAGCUUUAGAGGUAAAGACACCCGCAACGGUUUUACAGGCCAUUUAUAUAAGGCUUUGUGUGAUAAUGGCAUGUACACCUUCAACGACAAUGUUGAUCUUCAGAGGGGAGAAGAAAUUUCAGAGGAACUUCUCAAAUCCAUUGAAAGGUCAAUGAUUUCAAUCGUUGUGUUCUCUGAAAACUAUGCGGAGUCCUCAUGGUGCUUGGAGGAACUCGUCAAGAUUAUGCAGUGUAGGACAAAUGGCCAAUUAGUUCUACCAGUUUUUUAUAAAGUUGAUCCAUCAGAAGUACGUAAUCAAAGGGGAAAUUUUGGGGCGGCGUUGACUAAAUUUGAAGAAAAAUUCGAGAAUAAGGUGCAAAGUUGGAGGACAGCUCUAAGAUAAGUUGCAAGUUUACUUGGAUGGCAUUACGAUGAUGGGUUAGUAUCUCU